GCACCGCAGUUUUUUCAGAGACCCCUCGGGAGAUCAGAAUGACUGGUGCAACUGGAUUUGGUUUCCCAGUCGGGAAUCACGCUUUAUUAAAGGCAAUUGGCUGGGGUCGAAAUCACGGACCCAAGAAGCAAAACAAGCGGUAAGAGCAUUUUUGUCUUACUUUAACGAUGUGGAGGAGUAAUUGGAGAAAGCGGGACCUAACACGUGGACGAGUGACUGGCCGGAGCCCCGGUAUUCCAGGGGAUUCCUUCUCAACCACGGUUAAAUUAAUUUAUAAAAUGGUCCAGACUCUUCAUCACAUGAAAAUUUUGGAAAAACAGAUCCAACCACCGAAGGGAAUCAUGAAGCAGGCCCACACACUAACCAAAUUUGUUAGGCCUGCGAACCCUUCGCAAGAAACGCUUCCGCCUGAUGGUGUCCUGCUGUAACGACAGAUCAGACGUGGACAACACUCCGACCUGGUGGUGUUCUGCCGUAAUGAGAUGCCCCCUGUGGACAGCACUCCCACCUGAUGGUGUCCUGCCAUAACGACAGAUCAGAUGUGGACAAUACUCCCACCUGGUUGUGUCCUGGCGUAACUACAGACCCGUUGGGUACAACACUCACGACUGGUGCUGUCCUGCCGCAAUGACGGUUCGGCCGUGGACAAUACUUCCACCUGAUGGUGUCCUGUCAUAAUGACAAUAGACAAUAGGUGCAGAAGUAGACCAUUCGGCCCUUUGAGCCUGCACCGCCAUUUUGAGUUCAUGGCUGAUCAUCUACUAUCAAUACCCAGUUCCUGCCUUGUCCCCAUAUCCCUUGAUUCCCCUAUCCAUAAGAUACCUGUCUAGCUCCUUCUUGAAAGCAUCUAGAGAGUUGGCCUCCACUACCUUCCAAGGCAGCGCAUUCCAGACCCCCAACAACUCUCUGGGAGAAGAAGUUUUUCUUUAACUCUGCCCUAAAUGACCUACCCCUUAUUCUCAAACCAUGCCCGCUGGUACUGGACUCUCCAAGCAUCUGGAACAUAUUUCCUGCCUCUAUCUUGCCCAAUCCCUUAAUAAUCUUAUAUGUUUCAACCAGAUCCCCUCUCAAUCUCCUUAAUUCCAGCGUGUACAAGCCCAGUCUCCCUAACCUCUCUGCGUAAGACAGUCCAGACAUCCCAGGAAUUAACCUCGUGAAUCUACGCUGCACUUCCUCUGCAGCCAGGAUGUCCUUCCUUAACCCUGGAGACCAAAACUGUACACAAUACUCCAGGUGUGGUCUCACCAGGGGUCUGUACAAAUGCAAAAGGAUUUCCUUGUUCUUGUACUCAAUUCCCUUUGUAAUAAAGGCCAACAUUUCAUUACCCUUCUUCACUGCCUGCUGCACUUGCUCAUUCACCUUCAGUGGCUGAUGAACAAGGACUCCUAGAUCUCUUUGUAUUUCUCCCUUACCUAACUCUACACCAAUCAGAUAAUAAUCUGCCUUCCUGUUCUUACUCCCAAAGUGGAUAACCUCACACUUAUUCACAUUAAAUGUCAUCUGCCAAGUAUCUGCCCACUCACUCAGCCUAUCCAAGUCACCCUGAAUUCUCCUAACAUCCACAUCACAUGUUACACUGCCACCCAGCUUAGUAUCAUCAGCAAAUUUGCUGAUGUUAUUCUCAAUGCCUUUAUCUAAAUCGUUGACGUAAAUUGUAAACAGCUGUGGUCCCAAUACCGAGCCCUGUGGCACCCCACUAGUCACCACCUGCCAUUCCGAGAAACACCCAUUCACCGCUACCCUUUGCUUUCUACCUGCCAACCAGCUUUCUAUCCAUGUCAAUGUCUUCCCCCCGAUGGCCUGAGCUUUGAUUUCACCCACCAAUCUCCUAUGUGGGACCUUAUCAAAUGCCUUCUGAAAAUUGAGGUACACUACAUCCACUGGAUCUCACCCAUCUAACUUCCUGGUUACAUCCUCGAAAGACUCCCAACAGAUUAGUCAAGCAUGAUUUACCCUUGGUAAACUUCCAUGCUGGCUCGGCCCAAUCCUAUCACUGCUAACUAGGUAUGCCACUAUUUCAUCCUUAAUAAUGGACUCUAGCAUCUUCCCCACCACCGAUGUCAGGCUGACAGGUUGAUAGUUCUCUGUUUUCUCCCUCCCUCCUUUCUUAAAAAGUGGGUUAACAUUAGCCAUUCUCCAAUCCUCAGGAACUGAUCCUGAAUCUAAGGAACAUUGGAAAAUGAUUACCAAUGCAUCCACAAUUUCCAGGGCCACCUCCUUUAGUACCCUAGGAUGCAGACCAUCUGGACCUGGGGAUUUGUCAGCUUUCAGUCCCAUCAGUCUACUCAUCACCAUUUCCUUCCUAAUGUCAAUCUGUUUCAUUUCCUCUGUUACCCUAUGUCCUUGGCCCAUCCAUACAUCUGGGAGAUUGCUUGUGUCUUCCUUAGUGAAAACAGAUUAAAUUCUUCUGCCAUUUCUCUGUUUCCCAUAACAAUUUCACCCAAUUCAUUCUUCAAGGACCCAACAGUGUUCUUAACUAUCUUCUUUCUCUUCACAUACCUAAAAAAGCUUUUGCUAUCUUCCUUUAUAUUCCUGGCUAGCUUGCAUUCGUACCUCUUUUUUUCUCCCCAUAUUGCCUUUUUAGUUAAGUUCUGUUGUUCCUUAAAAGCUUCCCAAUCAUCUGUUCUCCCACUCACCUUAGCUUUGUCAUACUUCCUUUUUUUUACUGCUAUGCAAUCUCUGACUUCCUUUGUCAACCACUGUGGCCCCUUUCCCCCGUUGAAUCCUUCCUUCUCUGGGAGAUGAACUGAUUUUGCACCUUGUGCAUUAUUCCCAAGAAUACCUGCCAUUGCUGUUCCACUGUCUUUUCUGCUAGGCUCUCCGUCCAGUCAACUUUGGCUAGCUCCUCCCUCAUGGCUCCAUAGUUUCCCCUGUUCAGUUGACACUCCAAAUCCUUCUCAAAUUGCAGAUAAAAACUUAUCAUAUUAUGAUCUCUACCUCCUAAUGGCUCCUUUACUGCAAGAUCGCUUAUCAAAUCCUGUUCAUUACAUAACACUAAAUCCAGAAUAGCCUUGUCCCUGGUCGGCUCUCGUACAAGCUGUUCCAAGAAUGCAUCCCGUAGGCACUCUACAAACUCCCUAUCCUGUGGUUCAGCACCUACCUGAUACUCCCAGUUCACCUGCAUGUUGAAAUCCCCCAUAACUACUGCAACAUUACCUUUGCCACAUGCCAAUGUGAACUCCCUAUUCAACUUGCACCCAAUAUCCAUGCUACUGUUUGGUGGCCUGUAGACAACACACAUUUGGGUCCUUUUGCCCUUACUGUUCCUCAGUUCUACCCACACAGACUCUACUUCUCCUGACCCUAUGUCCCCCCUUGCGAAGGACUGAAUCUCAUUCCUUACCAACAGGGCCACCCCACCCCCUCUGCCCACAUUUCUGUCCCUAUGAUAGCACGUAUACCCUUGUACAUUCAUUUCCCAGGUCUGAUCUCCCUGCAGCCAUGUCUCUGUUAUCCCACCAACAUCAUAGUUAGCCAUUCGCACCUGAGCUUCAAGCUCAUCCACUUUAUUUCUGACACUUAGUGCAUUCCGAUAUAGAAUUUUUAGCCCAUUUCUCCUUUCUCUGUUUGAACCGCUGCCUAUUGUGCUUAACCCAGCUCCCUGAACUCCCAAAGGGCUAUACGCCCCUAGAAUUUUGUUGUCCUUCCUAAAUUUUCUUAUUCUUUCAACACAUUUAACUUCAUGUUCCGUCAGACCAUCCCUCUGUACAUGUGUCCUCCUUAUCACUUGUUCCGCCUCACCUUUCUCUACUACACACGUAAUAUUCUGGAACCGUGUAGUCUCCACCCAUCCUUUAUUCUUCCCCUCACUAUCCUCUCUCACAUUCUGGAUCCCCGCCCCUUGCAAAUUUAGUUUAAACCCUCCCAAGAAGCACUAGCAAACUUCCCUGCAAGAAUGUUAGUACCACUCCAGAUCAGGUGUAAACCGUCCCUUCGGAACAGAUCCCACCUUCCCUGGAACAAAGCCCAAUUAUCUACAAACCUGAAGCCCUUCCUCCUGCACCAUCCUCUCAGCCACGUAUUAAUCUUUAUAAUCUUUCUGUUCCUUGCCUCACUCGCACGUGGCACAGGUAGCAAUCCGGAGAUUGUUACCCUGGAGGUCCUGCUCUUCAGCUUCGAACCUAACUCCCUGAACUCCCUACGCAGGACCCCCUCACUCAUCCAACCCAUGUCAUUGGUCCCUACAUGGACCACAACAUCUGGAUUCUUGCCCUCCCUCUCGAGAAUAACCUGCACCCGAUCUGAGAUGUCUCGGACCCCGGCACCAGGGAAGCAACAUACCAUCUGAGACUCCCGACCUUCCCCACAAAAUCUCCUAUCUGCCCCCCGACUAUAGAAUCCCCUAUCAAUACCGCUCUCUUCUCUUCCCUCCUCCCCUUCCUAGUCGAGGGUCCAAGCUCAGUGCCAGAGACAGGACCACUGCAGCUUGUUCCUGGUAGGUCAUCCCCACCAACAGUAUCCAAAACGGUACACUUAUUUUUGAUGGGAACGGCCACAGGGGUACUCUUCUCUCUCUGUCUGCUCCCCCUGCCUCUCUUGUCUAUCACCCAUUUGCCUACCUCCUGUCUUUUCGGUGUGACUACCUCCUGAUAACUCUUAUCUAUCUCUGCCUCUGCCUCCCGAAUGAUCCGUAGUUCAUCCAGCUCCUGCUCCAAUUCCCUAACUCGGUCUGAUAGGAGCUGCAGCUGGAUGCACCUAUUGCAGGUGUGGUCAUCAGGGACAACUGUGUUGACCCUGACCUCCCACAUACUGCAUACGGAGCACACCACUGCUCUAACUGUCUCCCCCAUUACCUGAUCCCAGAUUAGUCAGAAUAAAUGAAAAGCACGUACUCAGACUCACUGAUUUCUUCUUGCCGAAGUUCUCUUGCGCCGAAGCCCGCUGAGCCAAAGCCCAGCACUCUGCUCCUGCCCACUCCGCUGCCCGCUCCUGAAAGUGGGCCGCUUUUUAAAGCCCGCGCUCGUCGCUGACGUCAUCCGCGCUUGCGCAGCUUUACCUUCCUCCUCAGGUACUCUCCAGGUAGGUCCAAGGGUCUCGGCCUACCUACAACGGCUGAUCCUCCGAUCUCCAGUCGUCUGUCGAUCACGAGCACUCCUUACUCCCACUCCGCUGCCCGCACUGACGCACCGAUGACAGAUCAGAUGUGGAUGUCAGUUUUGUCCUGCCGCAAUGACAGGACCGCCGUGGACAACAUUUCAGCUGGUGGUGUCCAGCUGUAACAGCAGAUCCACUGUGGACAACACUUCCACUGGUGCUGUCCCGCCUUAAUGACAGGUCCCGUCUGGACAUUACUCCUACCUAGUGGAGACCUGUUGCAAUGACAGGUCCGCUGUCCACAACACUCCAAACUGGUGGUGUCCUGCCGUAUUGAGAUGCCCCCUGUGUACAACACUCCCACCUGCUGGUGUACUGCCAUAACAACAGAUCAGAUGUGGUCAACACUCCCUGCUAAUGGUGCCUUGCCGCAAUGACAGUUCCACUGCGGACAACACUCCCAUCUGGUGGUGUCCUGUUACAAUGACAGCUCCGGUGAGGACAGCACUCCCACCUGGUGGUGCCCUGCCACAAUGACAUGUGCGCUGCGUAUAACAUUCCCACUUGGAAGUGUCUUGCCGCGAUGUCAGUUUUGGUGUGGACAACACUCCCACCUGCUGGUGUCCUGCCAGAGGAACUGAUCUCUUGCAGAAAACAUUCAAACCUUGUGGUGCCUUCUGGAAUGACAGUCUGGCUGUGUACAAUACUUUGACCUGCUGGUGUCUUGCCGCAAGGACAAAUUCCUUGUAGUCAACACUCCACCUUGUGGUGUCCUGCCUCAACGACAGUUCAGCUGUGGACAAUACUCCCACCUGGUUGUGUCCUGCCGUAACUACAGAUCCGCUGGGUCCAACGCUCGCAACUGGUGGCGUCCUGCCGCAAUGACAGUUCCGCUGUUGACAACACUCCCACCUCGUGCUGUCCUGCUGCAAUGACAGUUCAGCCGUGGACAAUACUUCCACCUGAUGGUGUCCUGCCGUAACGACAGAUCAGAUGUGGACAACACUCCAACCUGGUGGUGUCCUGCCGUAACGACAGAUCAGAUGUGGACAACACUCCAACCUGGUGGUGUCCUGCCACAAUGGCCGAUCAGAUGUGGACAAUACUCCCACCUGGUGGUGUCAUGCCAUAACAACAGACCUCUGCCUGCCUGUCCCCCUGCUGAUGUACCUGACAGCCGCCCUGAUAUCUCAGGUAUCCGCCUUCCCACUUGCUGAAUCUUCGGGAGAUUCUGAUGACCUUUUCGAAACGAGCCAAGUUUUAAGAGAGCCGAAUCUGGAAUUCCUCGCCCUGCACAUCCGGAGUGUUGCCGUAGAACUGCGCGACCGGCAGUUGUGUGAUUUUUUUUCCCUGUGUGAUGGGAGUAUGAGUUUGCUGCAGAUGUACAACAUGCAGCUGCCACAACUUACGCAAGGUGACCGAUGUUACAGGAGGUCCUUCCGAAAGAAAACAUGCUUGACAAAGAUUGUCAAGAGCCUUUAUGAGUACAAAAGCUAUCUACAAUUUGUAAAGCAAGGUACUGAAAAUGAGAAACACCAAGUGGACUCAAUGCUGAUGAGCAUGGAAAAUUUAGCUGAUUUACUCCAGAGCAAAAUUCAUCAGCAGCAUGAGGAGGUUUUUAUCCCAGACAUGCUGUCUAAGAGUGUCUGGAAUAAACAAGUGAAAAUUCAUGUGAUUCUUAGAAAUUUUGCACUUUUUAUGGAGAGUACAAUUCGUGCCAUCCGAUUCAUAAAAUGAAUCCUUACAGCUGUUUCACUUUAACAGUCACACUCUGACUGAAUAUUCUAGUUCACAUGCGUUCUUGUGUAUGGUAUGCUUUCAGAACAGAGAGCUAUGUAGUUCUGUAUUCAGAAUGAGAAAUUUUCUUUCUAAUUCAGUUCUGUGAAACUGCAAGUUUUAUUUUUACUGGAGUAUUUAUCCAUUUAUUUAUUUAUUUAUUUGUUUAUUUAUUGAGUCUAUGGUUCUACUGAUGCUCAAAAUUCCAGUUCAUUGUUUGGCUGUGAAGUUAAUAAAUCACUGUCUUUUAUUCUGUGCUAAGGACUGCAGCAGGCAUCACAUAGUCAUGAUAAUUUAUUACACUAUAUUUAAAUCAGUGGUUAAAUUAAUCAUUAAAUUAAAUUAAUUGGAGUACUUUUAUUAAUUUAUUUUACCUGUAUCUUCAAUGGGACAAGUAUUCUAUG
This is a messenger RNA of Hypanus sabinus (Atlantic stingray), 7214 nucleotides long. Its product is annotated as interleukin-6-like. Gene Ontology annotation, biological process: T-helper 17 cell lineage commitment; immune response; positive regulation of cell population proliferation. Gene Ontology annotation, molecular function: cytokine activity; growth factor activity; interleukin-6 receptor binding. Gene Ontology annotation, cellular component: extracellular region. NCBI's taxonomy places the organism in Eukaryota, Metazoa, Chordata, Chondrichthyes, Myliobatiformes, Dasyatidae. The coding region runs from base 6199 to 6771 and encodes 190 amino acids. The record is from RefSeq and is a predicted model, not a curated record. The transcript is spliced from 5 exons.